This is a messenger RNA of Coffea eugenioides, 1905 nucleotides long. RefSeq names its product copal-8-ol diphosphate hydratase, chloroplastic-like. Gene Ontology annotation, molecular function: terpene synthase activity; magnesium ion binding. The record is from RefSeq and is a predicted model, not a curated record. Gene Ontology annotation, cellular component: chloroplast. Lineage: Eukaryota; Viridiplantae; Streptophyta; Magnoliopsida; Gentianales; Rubiaceae. Gene Ontology annotation, biological process: gibberellin biosynthetic process. The transcript is spliced from 13 exons. The coding region runs from base 1 to 1905 and encodes 634 amino acids.
AUGUGGACUCUAGCCUCUCUCCAGUGGACUUCUUCUUCUUCACUUGCUCGCAACCCGACUCUUCAUGCCUUUUCAAGAUUUGAUUCAGUUGGAACCCUCAAGCAAACACAUGAAGAUGAUGGCAUCAGAGGCAAUGAUCACGAGGAUUCCAUCUCUUAUAUCAAGCGAUUGUUAAGAACCAUGGAUGAUGGACGGAUUACCAUCUCAGCAUACGACACAGCAUGGAUUGCACUUAUUGAAGAUGUUAAUGGAAGUGAUAAUCCUCAAUUUCCAUCAAGCCUCCAAUGGAUUAUAGACAACCAACUUCCGGAUGGCUCAUGGGGUGAAGCCCAUUUUUGUCCAUAUGAUAGGUUACUCAACACACUGGCUUGUGUAAUUGCUUUGAAAUCAUGGACGACUCAUGAGGACAAGAUUGCUGAAGGAAUUGCUAUCAUCAAGACACUAUUGGAUAUGUGUAAGCUCGAAAAUGUGGAGAGCAUGAUUUGUGGGUUUGAAGUUAUAUUUCCUGCCCUUCUCGAGCGAGCCCGAAAUUUGGGCAUUGAAAUUCCCUCGGAUACGCCAUUCGUGAAAGAAAUAUGUGCAGCAAGAGAUCUCAAGCUUGAAAGGAUACCGAAAGAUUUGAUGCAUGCACUUCCAACUUCCCUACUUUAUAGCUUGGAAGGAUUUUCAGAUUUAAACUGGGACAAGGUGCUGAAGCUAAAAUGUCAUAACGGGUCAUUCUUGACAUCUCCAGCCUCCACUGCUUUUGCAUUCAUAGAGACCAAAGAUGAGCAGUGUCUCAAUUUUAUUACGGAAGUCACUCAAAAUUUCAAUGGAGGAGCACCGCCAUGUUAUCCAGUAGACCUAUAUGCCCGACUAUUUGCAGUGGAUCGGCUGAAACGACUAGGAAUUUCUCGUUAUUUCAUGUCAGAGAUCGAUGAAUGCUUAAAUCACGUUUAUAGAUGUUGGACUGAAGAUGGAAUUUUCAGUGGGAGGGGCACAAAUUUUAGCGAUAUUGAUGACACAUCCAUGGGUUUCAGACUCCUUAGACUACAUGGAUAUGACAUGAGCCCUGAGGUGUUCAAGAACUUCAAAAAGGAUGACAAGUUUUCUUGUUAUCCUGGUCAAAUGAUAGAGGCAGCAACCCCAAUAUUCAACUUUUAUAGGGCUUCUCAGGUUCUUUUUCCAGGAGAAAAGAUUCUUGGAGAGGCUAGAGAGUUUGCCUACAACUUUUUACAAAAUUGGCUUGCUUGCGGUAAUUAUCUAGAUAAAUGGAUAAUUGCCAAAGAUAUUCCGAGCGAGGUAAGAUAUGCAUUGGAAGUGCCAUGGUAUGCCAGCUUACCUCGCAUUGAGACUAGGUUCUAUGUGGAACAAUAUGGUGGUGCAGAUGAUGUAUGGAUCGCUAAAACACUAUACAGGAUGCCUGAAAUCAGCAAUAAUCUAUAUUUUGAACUAGCAAAAGGAGAUUACAACAAAUGCCAGCUUCAGCACCUCAAUCAAUGGACUGAUAUUCAACAGUGGUACAAGAAAUGCAAUCUUGUCGAUCAUGGGAUAAGCAUACAAUUCCUUAAGCAUGCUUUUUUUGUUGCUAUGGCGAGCAUAUUUGAGCCAGAAAGAUCGAAGGAGCGAAUAGCAUGGACAAAAUCGUUAAUUUUUUGUGAGAUGAUCAAAUUUUAUUUCAAUGCCACAUCUUUCGACAAAAAGAAAAUGUUUUUAAUGGGAUUUAAAAGCCAUACUCGAGGCACAAUGACAGGAUGCUGCAGAUCUGAGGUAGAUCAACGACUUCUAAGCAAUUUGCUAGAGUUUCUGCACCAGCUGUCCACAGAUACAGCACAAGAGCUAGGGAAAGACAUCAGACAACAAUUAUUUGAAGCUUUUUCUUGUAAAUCUAUUCUACCUAAUUUGUACAGUGGGAAAGUUGGUUGA